Messenger RNA from Arabidopsis lyrata subsp. lyrata, 1276 nucleotides. RefSeq names its product LOB domain-containing protein 18. The transcript has 2 exons. Bases 312 to 1094 code for a protein of 260 amino acids. The record is from RefSeq and is a predicted model, not a curated record. Gene Ontology annotation, biological process: positive regulation of DNA-templated transcription; hormone-mediated signaling pathway. Gene Ontology annotation, cellular component: nucleus. NCBI's taxonomy places the organism in Eukaryota, Viridiplantae, Streptophyta, Magnoliopsida, Brassicales, Brassicaceae.
AAUAGAAGAGGCUUAUCGCAUGUUUGCUUCACGCAAACAACUAAAUGUGAGAGAGAAAGAGAAAAUAGAGAGAGAUCGUUUGUUUUUUGUUAGCUUUGUCGUCGCGUGGCUUUAAAGACUUUUCUUCUCUGUACUCUCCUCUUACCAAACCCUAAUUCUCCUCUCUUGAUUCCCUUUUCUCAAAUCUUCCUCUCUUCUUCAAAUUACAACACCAAACAUAAUCUCCAUAUUUUUUUCUCGACAAAUUUAAACCCUAAACACAAUAGAGAGGGAGAUAGAGUAACAACUCGUUAAUUGUGGGGUGGCCGGUCAUGAGCGGUGGUGGGAACACAGUCACUGCCGUGGGAGGCGGAGGUGGUGGUUGUGGUGGAGGAGGCAGCACUGGGGGAGGAGGAAGUAGUGGCGGUGGUGGUGGUGGGCCAUGUGGUGCUUGUAAGUUUCUAAGGAGGAAGUGUGUGCCGGGAUGUAUAUUUGCACCCUACUUUGACUCCGAGCAAGGCUCGGCUUAUUUUGCGGCGGUGCAUAAAGUGUUCGGAGCCAGUAACGUCUCGAAGCUUCUCUUACACAUACCGGUUCAUCGAAGGUCCGAUGCUGUCGUAACAAUUUGCUAUGAAGCUCAGGCUAGGAUAAGGGAUCCUAUCUAUGGUUGCGUCGCUCACAUCUUUGCUCUUCAGCAACAGGUGGUGAACCUACAGGCAGAAGUUUCUUACUUACAAGCCCAUUUGGCAUCACUAGAGCUACCUCAACCGCAAACGCGGCCACAGCCUAUGCCGCAACCGCUCUUUUUUACUCCUCCUCCGCCUCUUGCCAUAACUGAUUUACCUGCAUCAGUCUCACCCUUACCCUCAACCUACGAUUUAGCAUCCAUCUUCGAUCAAACGACGUCUUCUUCGGCGUGGGCCACGCAACAACGAAGAUUCAUUGACCCACGUCACCAAUACGGUGUAUCAUCGUCGUCUUCUUCUGUCGCCGCGGGGCUCGGUGGUGGAAACAGUCAGGACCUUCAAGCAUUAGCACAUGAACUCCUCCAUAGACAAGGAUCUCCUCCACCGGCCACUACAGACGAUUCGCCGUCUCGAACUAUGUCUAGAUGAGUUGGUUUUGAUCAAAUACAUCUCCCCCUUUGUUAUUAGGAAAAUUAAAUUACUACUCAAUAAGAUUUAAUUUUCUUGAAAUGUUGUAAGGAAUAUUGAUUAUAAAUUUUCUAACAUUUAAAUUUGUAUUACUACUGUAUUUUCCCUUCGUUUUCUGACGAGUAUUUCUUCUUUGCCUUUAA